Molecule: messenger RNA, 3349 nt
Organism: Ruditapes philippinarum (Manila clam)
Lineage: Eukaryota; Metazoa; Mollusca; Bivalvia; Venerida; Veneridae
Exons: 7
Coding region: 154-1632 (492 amino acids)
Molecular function (GO): RNA binding
Source: RefSeq, a predicted model, not a curated record
CCACCGGAAACGAACAGGUGAGAUGAUGACUCUUCAAUUUGGAGAUUUUACGGUAAAAUUUGACAAGAGAGUAUUUCGUCGAUAUUGUGCAACAUAAAGCCGAAUUGAAUGGCUUCCUGAUAUUGUUUGUCGUCUAUGUAGGAUCAGUAAAUAAUGGCGGAACAGAAGGUGAAGAGUAGGUACUUUAUUGCAAAGGUGAAUAGUUUUCCUUCAUUAAAACAAGCUGUACAGUCUGGCCAGUGGGCAUGUGCAGACAGAGCAACAUCGCCUCAUCCCAGGGAAAUCUUGACACAAGCACUUUCACAAGGAAAAGUUUACUUAAUUUUCAGCGUAAGCAAUUGCCAUGGUUGGCAUGGCUACGCAAAAAUGUUAAAUAUUCCUGGUGAGGCAGCUAAAAGAACUGAAGAGAAUGUUAAAAUAUCGCAAAAUCAUAAAGAUGUGAAAACAAUUAAAGAUUCCCAAAAUAAAUCUUUAUCUGAUAGUAAAGAAAGUUGUCUGACAGUGGCUAACAGUUUUACAAACACAGAUCCCAGUCCUCUAAACUGUGAAGACAGCAAUUCUGUGAAAAAAUUGCCAGAAUUUUAUUACUUUGAUAUUGAUUGGAGAUUGAACUACUUGGAAUUUGGAGAACUAUGCUUGAAUUCAAAGAUGACUGAAGAAUUAAAGUGUAUUGAAAACCCUGGAGGAAACACAAUCUGCGUAAACAAAUGUAGAAAUUGGCAGGAAGUAAGUAUUGAAGUAGGAGAGAGCCUGUGUCGCAAAAUGAAAGACCUGUACAAUGAUUUGUGUAAGAAACGUGAUGAGAAAAAAAAGAGAGAGGCUGAACUUCACGUAGAACCAUUUUAUAAGGAGACUAAGAUUUUGACAGUGCAGGAAACAUGGAUGAAAAUAGUAACCCAGGUAGAACGAGACCUCGGCAAAGUUUUAUUGGCUUGUCCAUUUGGUAGUCAAAGAUACAAUCUUCAAACUGCUGAUAGUGAUACAGAUAUGUUUAUUGUGUAUCAAGCAAGGACCAGAGACAUUCUUGGCUUCAAUCCACCUAAACAGACCAUCAAAAAUCAUGAAAGUGAGGCAUGUGACUACACUAUACAUGAAGUGUACAGAUAUUGCGAGUUACUGUUGAGUGGUGAUGCAAGAUGUGUAGAGUGUUUAUUUCUGCAUGAAUCUACUAUAGUACAGUCUUCACCAGAGUGGGAAAAGCUAUCACAGGGCAGGAAUAUGUUUCUAAAUAGGGAAUGUUUGGACAAGUACCUAAGAGAUGCACAGGGCAGUAAAGGAACCAAAUUUCUACAGAAAUGGUGUAAAGAUCACCCUGAGGAACUAAUACUCCCUGCAAAGAUGUGCAAGAUGCUUUAUGUAAUUGUCAGAUUGUUACAAAAUGCAAGGGAUAUUGUACAAGGAACAGACCUUAAAGUGUACAGAGAAAUGGAAUCGACUGAACGAGAGACUUUGAUGACUAUUCGAGCAGGGCAUGUGCCUGUAGCUGAUGCUUGGAAAAUUAUCAAGGAAUUAGAGCAAAGUAUAGCUUCAAAGUCGGAGCAAGUUGACUCAAGAAGUGAAGAGACUGAAAAGUUCCUUGAAGACUGGUUGAUCACACUUAGACACAACAAUUUUAUGAAACCUGAAAAAUAGAUGUUGCCAUUCAAUGAUGAAGUCUCAAUGACUUUGUAUCACUCAUGGAUUUGGUUCGAAUCCCACCCAGAACUUUGGAUUCUUACAUAUGAGGAAGCUAUUCAGCUAGCUUAUUGAAGGUUGGUCUUUCUGCUUGAAGGUACUUGCUCAAGCAUGAACUGUGCAAAGAGGGGCACUUUAUGUCUUCCUGUACCAAUAAAGAUAAAAUGACGCCAGAUGACCUUUACCGUGUCAGCGUGUCUUAAAACCCAGCCAAAAACAUUCCACAAUUUCUAAGAAAAAAGGUUGAAAUGAGACAUGAUGUUUCUGUAAGUUAAGUGGAAAAGAAAUUCUUAAUGACAGAUGUUUUACGGUUAUAGUAGAAUUAUAACAAUUUAUUAAAAGGUGACUCAGCUGAAAGAAUAUUUAUUGCUAAUAAAAUAAUUUCAGAAGAGUUAUGUUACGUAUAGUGAUAUUGUGGUGUAAUUUUGUUAAAAUUUGUGAACUUGAAGCGGGUAUAAAUGAUAAUUUGUCUAGAAUGGGUUAUUAAUUUGUCUAGAAUGGGUUAUUUAUAACAAUAUAUAUAAUAAAUUUUUAUGACAUCAUUUUCUAUAUUUGUACUGAAGUUGUCGCUAUUGUAUUAACUAUCAGGGGAGACUACUUUUACAUUGAUGUGUGAAGUCAUGAAACUACCUCAGUUAGAAAAAGGGCUAUUUGAAGCGCAGUGGUUAUGUUUGCUAAAUUUCAGUCACUUCCUACUCUCUGUUGUGGGUUUGAUUCCUACAAGAAAUGAUAAACACUUUCAUUUUUGAAAGUUUUCCAGUGAGCGUACCAAAGAUUGGUGGUGGUUCUACUUUAAUUAAAGUAUAAAAUCCAUUGUAGAAUGAGAACAACUGACAUAAUUUGUUCAUUUUAUGUGAUUAAUUAUUACCAUGACUUUGAGCAGAUUACCAUUUGUGAACAAAGAGCCUGGAUUGUAUAUCUUCUUUCUCAAAUCUACAUGUACACUGUCACAAAAAUAAAAAUCGAAUAAAAAAUAUUUGAAAUUUUUAUUCAUUAUAUUCACAUCAUUAACAAAACACAUGAUGAAAAUAAUGAAAUGCAUGUAAAAGAAAAGAGAAGGAAGCUAAAAAAAAUACUGAUGUAAAUAUAUUGUCUUAAUACAUCGGCUUGUACAUCUAGAUACAAAAAAUACUCAUACUGUGGGAAAUAAUACUCAUACUGUGGGUUACUGUAAUACUAUGCUAAAAAUGCUGAAAUGGACAGAAAAAAUCCUCAAAAUACUUGUUUGUUAUUGGUCACUUGCAAAAGUGAUAUCGGACACUUGUGAAAAAAUGUUAUCGGACAGCUGUAAAAAUGAUAUUGGACAGCUGCUAACGUUAACAAAUAUCAACUGACCAGAAGUGGUUGCUAUCUUGUUUUCUUUUCCAUUGGUUGUCUGCCAAAUUUUAUUUGUAUAUUAAAUAUAUUGUCUUCCAAUAGUUAUAAUUUUCUAAUACUAUUUUUAAUUAUUUGCAUAUUUUAAAAUACACUUGACAAAAAAGAAAAUUUUGUGUUGUAUGUGAUCAUGCAAUUAUAAUGACAUUUUUAAAAUAAAAAUAUUCACAUAAUCAUACCAAGAAACUAAAACUAAACUUUGGCACAGUCUAGUUAUUUUCUUGACAUAAAAAAACGUCCAUUGCUUUCAAGGCUGUUAAACUAUAUAGUUGGUGAAACAUACUAAAAAACAACAACAAAA